UCUGUGUAUUUGAUUUAUUAAUGUUUAGGCUUCCUGUUGGGCACAUAGUGCCAACCAUAGAACUUCUCUUCAAAAUUUAUAUUCUCAUCUCUCCAAGUUCAGUUCGCAACUCCAGGAGUUCGUCUAAACAGUGAACAUAUAUCCAAGUUCAGUUCUAGUUGAGGAUUCGCCUAAACAUAUUUGCAAGUACAGUCUCAACUCCAAGAGUUCUCCUGAAAAUAUUAAUAAGUCCAGUUCUUAACUCCAGAAAGUCGUCUGAACAUAUCUCCAAAUUCAGUUCUCAACUCCAGGAAUUCCUCUGAACAUAUUAGCAAGUUCAAUCUCAACUCUAGGAGUUCGACUGAACAUAUCUCCAAGUUCAGUUCUCAACUCCUGGAGUUGUCCUCUGAACAUAUUAGCAAGUUCAAUCUCAACUCUAGGAGUUCGUCUGAGCAUAUUCGACUGAACAUAUCUCCAAGUUCAGUUCUCAACUCCAGGAGUUGUCCGCUGAACACUCAUCAAGUUCAGUUCUCUACUCCAAGAGUUCGUCUGAACAUAGAUCUUCAAGAUCAGUGUAAACUCCAAGAGUUCCUCUUAACAUAUUAAUAAGUCCAGUAGUUCGUUUGAACAUUUUUAACAACAAAUAUUGCAUAAAUUUUAAUUUCACAGAUCUCAGGAAACGUUUAGUUCAAAUUAUGAAAAAGCCAAAUAUGCUUGUAACGUCAUGCUAAGGUUUUUAUUGAUGAUGUUCCUUUUCCCCACCAAACCUUCUUUUCUUCCUGGAGGAUUAGACAAAAAGGAAUGCGAGGAUUAUACAACCCAAAUAGAUUAUCAAAACCUAUUUGAGAAAACUUAAGAAUCAAGAACCUUGCCUUUAUUAUUAAGUUUCUAAUCUUACAAGUUUAAAAAUUACAUUUAAACUGAAAUACUUUGACCCAGCAAGACUGUGGCGUCGCGUAUUUUUAAAUUUAUACCGUUAAUUCUGUAGAUUUUGAGCUUUUUUAUCGUCUUUGUAAUGAUAGUACAAUUAAAUUUACAUUUCAGAGGUUAUGAAUGUUGCGCAUUUUCUGAUUUUUGAUUGAUUGAUUUCUGAAAAAUCAGCUGCUAACAGCUUAUUACCGCAGAAAAAGAGCUGAUUGCUCGUGAGAACAGCUGAUGAUCAUGGAGGACGGAGUCGCGUACAUGAUGAUGGGGGACGGAGAUGAUGGUACACCUACCCAGCUGGUUGCACUGCAAAGUGAAGAUGGGACACAGCAGCUUGCUGUCCCAGUUAUAGACCCACACACAGGACAGGAGACUUAUAUGAUCCUGGAUCAGAAUGCUUUGGAGGGAGAGGACGGACAACAGCUCCUGAUAGUUGGUGGAGAGGGAGAUGGAGUAGUUGAUGGAGAACAUGGUGUACACGACCAAUUCGGAGAGGAGGAGGGGUAUACUCUAGGAGCAGAUCAGGAUGGGGGAGUUCUUAUGAUACCUAGCUCACUGGCAAGUUCCAUGUCUGGACAGAACGUUGUUUAUGUAUCUGGAGAAGGUCUCCAUCAGGUUCCAGUUUCACAAUCCUUGCAGGGUAGUGGAGGGUUGGCAGUCCCCAUGAAGGAAGGAGGAAUGAUUCACAUGGUUGGAGUUAAAUCUGAUAAUUAUAGAUCUCAGAGUGUUGAGACCCCUAAAGUACCUGUAAACAGACAACCUCGAAAACAAAACCUAGCAGCAAACUCAGAUUAUUCGCAGGAUUAUAGACCUCCAAGUGGACUUACAGGAGACAUUAUCAAGGAUACAGUAUUGGUAGAUGAAUGUGUGGAAAUGCUAUGCAGAAGAAUGACACUUUCCAAUAAUCAGAAGGAAGAUCUACGGUUGAGUUUAAUGACCCAUGGACUCGAUUUUGCAGACACUUAUCUUAUGAAGGAACGUAAGCGAGGACAUGGUCGGGGUGGAGCCGCAAGAAAAGAAAAGUAUACUCAUAGAGGAAGAGGAAGGGGCAGACCAAAAAAAUCUUCAAAACCUAGAGUAAUUAGAUGCGAUCAAUGUCAACUUGAAUUUCCCGCAAAUACACUAGAAUCUACGCUCAUACAGCAUGUAGAGAGAUUUCACAUGGUGAAAACACCAGGUUCUCAUUCCUCCAUGAAUGAUCUAGACCCAGAUAUGCCGAGUGGACCUCCGUGCUAUAAAUGCAGUGACUGUAGUACAACCUUUCAACAAAUUAAACCCUUGUUGGAGCACCAGAAAAUAGUACACAGUAAAAACGUGGAUAAGAUACCUGAAUCUCCUGGUAAAGAAGGGGAAUCUCCUGGUAAGAAUGAAGUUGAAAAAAAUCCCUCCUCGCCUCCUCCCUCCAGCUGCUCCUCACCGAACAAACAGAAGGUUGAGGUGAUUAAGAAGCUGGCCGAUGAAUGGGAUGACGAGGAGGAUGGUGAUGAAUUGGGAGAGGAGACGUUAAGAGAGGAAAUACCGCGUGAAAUUCUGGACCAGAAAUCCGCCAAACUACCUGGACCAGAAUCCUCCAACUCCUCGGAACGGUUACCUACAAAAGCCUCUACAGCUCUGAAUGGAGCGAGGCCGGGCAGUGAGAUGAGUGAGACAAUUGAGGAUAUUACGAAGGAGGUUGAAGGAAUUCAGUCUGAGUUGCGGCAGGGAAAAGACGAGUUAAGGACGAAAGAGGAAUUGGAAAUGGACAAGAAAGACGAAAGGUUAGCGCCGGCCAAAGACGAAGAUGACGAAGACAAAAUUGUCGCAGACGUCGACGACAUUCUUAGUGACACUGAUCGACUCAUAAAGAACGAUUUACCCCGUCUUCUCUCCGGAAAACGGAAACCAACGGAACCCCUCCUUGAGUCUCCGCGGAAAAUCCCCCGAAAAUCGGAGUUAAAAUCCCCCAAAUCAGAUCUUCUGCGGACUCCGGAGACUAAGAUUCUAGAUCCCAUUGUUCAAGUAAAACCUUCAGUGCAGUGUGAGGAGUGUUAUGAGUGCUUUGAAGAUGAUGAAAAGCUUGCCUGGCAUAAUCUUAAUGAUCAUUAAUUUAAAAAGAUCAUUGUUAAAAAAACAUUAGACCUUCUCUUUCGUUUUGUGCAACGUAGGGUUUCAGUUGAUUGUGAAAAUAUUGAGUGGAGAAUUAAGAAUCGUCUCUUAAUAAAAAAAGUAUAUUUGGUGCCAUUGCGAGCAUGUUUUUUAGAAAAAGUUGCAUUUUCUAUAAAUUAUAUUUAAAUUACAUGACGUACAUAUUCAAAAACUUACUUAAAAUGUACCGCAGAACCUAUACGCCAAUGUAAAUACGAAAAAAUAUGGUUAUGUUUAUGUCUCUUAAUUAUAAUCCUUAUCACCUUAAAUAUGUUUUUGACUUUUGAAAGUCUGCAAAACUUCACCGUCGUAAAAGGUGUGCUUCAGAAUUUUAAUCAAUUGUAAAAGUCAACAAUCGAUCAGAAACCCAAUCUAAACUCAGAAGCACUCCUUUAAUAUGAAAAUACCUUUUCUUUUUCGUUUUGUUUUGCAUGUGAUGUAUACCAAGGUUGGUUAUUAAAGUUGGAUACUCUGGAUGCGCUCCAAGGUACUGGAAAUGUCGUCUUCAUAGCAACUUUUUGACGAAACUGCUUAUGUAGUUAGUGAGAGGGGGGGGUUUUCUCCGCUUUUCAGCUGUUAUAAGUUACGUCAUAUGAGGAUUUUGAGUGUCUAUUGCUAUGAAGACGUCAUUUCCCGUACAUUGGAGCGUAUCCAGAGUAUCCAAACUUUGGUGUAUACUGCACAUUAAAAAAGGAUCCAGAAAAGAGAAUUGCGCAUUUUCCAUGGCUCUUCCUAUAUACUCGCUCUUUUCAACCCACUCAUAGUAUUGUUUAGUUUGUCUUGGAAAAUAUUAAAAAUAGAAAAAUAAAAGUUUAUCUUGAGUCCUUAAA
Molecule: messenger RNA, 3857 nt
Organism: Eurytemora carolleeae
Lineage: Eukaryota; Metazoa; Arthropoda; Copepoda; Calanoida; Temoridae
Exons: 19
Coding region: 1135-2988 (617 amino acids)
Source: RefSeq, a predicted model, not a curated record